AUGGAGAAACAGGGAAAUGAGAAACUCAUCUGGGGUCAAUUAAGUCUGCAGACUAGAGGUGCUGUCAGAAGAUGCAAUCCAGAGAACAGUGCUUCAUUCUUCAGUAAGGUGACAUAUUCCUGGUUUAACAGAAUAAUAAAUUUAGGCUAUGAAAGACCUUUAGAAAGAGAAGAUCUUUUUGAACCAAAUGAAAGCGAUUCUUACUACACUGUGUGUCCCAUUUUUGAAAAACAAUGGAGGAAGGAAGUUUUAAGGAAUCAAGAGAGGCAGAAAGCAAAGAUAUCUCUUCAUAAAGAAGCACAUACCAGGAAGCCAUCUCUACUCUAUGCAUUGUGGAAUACCUUUAAAUCUGCCCUGAUUCAAGUUGCUUUAUUUAAAGUGUUUGCUGAUCUUUUGUCUUUCACUAGCCCACUUAUAAUGAAGCAAAUAAUCAUUUUCUGUGAACAAAGCUCAUAUUUUGGCUGGCGUGGCUAUGGUUAUGCAAUGGCACUUUUUGUUGUAGUCUUUUUGCAAACCCUGAUCUUUCAACAAUAUCAACGUUUUAAGAUGCUCACCUCAGCAAAAAUUAAAACAGCUGUAAUUGGACUGAUCUACAAAAAGACCCUACUUUUAUCAAAUGUUUCUCAAAAAAAGUUUUCCACUGGGAAAAUUAUUAACUUGAUGUCUGCAGAUGCCCGGCAACUCAUGGACUUGACAGCAAACCUUAGUCUUCUCUGGUCAGCCCCUUUUCAAAUCCUGAUGGCUGUAUUCCUCCUCUGGCAAGAGCUGGGUUCAGCAGUGUUAGCAGGGGUGGCAGUCCUUGUGUUUGUUAUACCAAUAGAUGCUUUAGUGGCAAUUAGAGCAAAAAAACUGAAGAAAAGUCAAAAAGAAAAAAGUGAUAAACAGAUUAAGCUACUCAAAGAAAUCUUGUAUGGAAUUAAGAUUCUCAAACUUUAUGCAUGGGAAACCGCCUAUAAAAACAAGAUUAUUGAAAUUCGAGAUCAGGAAUUGGAAUUCCAAAAAUCAGCUAGGUACCUUAUUGUGUUUUCUAUGGUGACAUUAACUUGCAUUCCAUUCUUGGUGUCCCUGGCAACCUUUGGUGUCUAUUUCUUGCUGAAUGAAGGAAUCAUUUUAACAGCUACUAAAGUGUUCACAUCCAUGUCUUUGUUUAAUAUUUUGAGGAUUCCUCUGUUCGAUUUACCAACAGUAAUCUCAGCUGUGGUCCAGACAAGGAUAUCACUGGGUCGUGUAGAAGACUUUCUCAACACUGAGGAACUUCUUCCUCAAAAUAUUGAAACAAACUACACGGGAGAUCAUGUCAUUGAAUUUACAAAUGCUUCUUUCUCCUGGGAUAAAACAGGGAUUCCAAUCCUGAAAGACUUAAACAUAAAGAUUCCAGAAGGAGCUUUAGUGGCUGUUGUAGGGCCAGUUGGUUCUGGAAAAUCAUCUGUGCUUUCUGCCAUUCUGGGGGAAAUGGAGAAACUUAGCGGCAUAGUUCAAAGAAAGGGCUCUGUGGCUUAUGUUUCUCAGCAGGCCUGGAUUCAGAAUUGUACUUUGCAAGAAAACAUUCUCUUUGGCUCCGUCAUGCAGAGGCAGUUUUAUGAGCGAGUAUUGGAAGCCUGUGCUCUCCUUCCUGAUUUGGAGCAGCUACCAAAUGGGGAUCAAACUGAGAUUGGAGAAAGAGGUGUGAACAUAAGUGGAGGCCAGAAGCAUCGAAUAAGUCUGGCCAGAGCUGUGUACAGUGGAGCCGACAUCUACCUUCUGGAUGAUCCCCUGUCUGCGGUGGAUGUUCAUGUCGGAAAGCAGCUUUUUGAAAAAGUGAUUGGCUCUUCGGGGCUUUUAAUAAACAAGACUCGAAUUUUGGUGACAAACAACCUCACUCUUCUGCCACAAAUGGAUCUUAUUGUUGUAACGGAAAGUGGGAGAAUAGCACACAUGGGGACAUACCAGGAGGUGCUGUCUAAAACUGAAAACCUCACUAAUUUGUUCCAGGUCUUCGGUGAACAAGAAAAAGCUCAUCCUGUAAAGCAAGUUAGUACAAUCAACUCCAGAACAAUACUGAAAGACCAAACCUUGGCGCAAAAAUACAGGUCCUCAUUGGAUCAAGGAAAACAGUUCUCAAUGAAAAAAGAAAAAAUUCCCUUUGGUGGGUUGUUGUCAAUCAUUCUGAAGUACCUCCAGGCCUUUGGCUGGCUCUGGGUAUGCCUGGUUUUAGCCACCUACUUAGGGCAGAAUUUGGUGAGCAUUGGACAGAAUCUAUGGCUUAGCAACUGGGCAAAAGAAGCGAAACACAUGAAUAAGCUCACAGAAUGGAAGAAAAUACAAAGCAGUAAACUUAGUAUCUAUGGAUUAUUGGGAUUAAUAAAAGGUCUCUUUGUUUGCUCGGGAGCCUAUGUAAUCACCAGAGGAUCCCUGGCUGCCUCUCGAACUUUGUAUACUCAGCUGUUGAAUAAUGUGCUGCACCUCCCACUUCAGUAUUUUGAAACCAAUUCCAUAGGCCGGAUCAUCAGUCGGUUCACCAAGGACAUGUUAAUAAUUGAUAUGCAUUUCCAUUACUAUUUACGGAUGUGGUUGAACUGUACUUUGGAUGUUAUCGGAACAGUUUUGAUCAUUGUGAGAGCUAUACCAAACUUCAUUCUGGGAAUUAUUCCUCUGGUUUUCUUCUACUUCUCAAUACAAAGAUACUACAUGGCAAGCUCUCGGCAGAUUCGGCGGUUGGUGGGAGCCUGCAACUCCCCUAUCAUUUCCCAUUUUAGUGAGACUUUAUCAGGAGUGUCCACUAUCAGAGCAUUUGGACAUGAACAGAGGUUUAUCCAGCAAAACAAAGAGAUGGUGAAUGAGUACUUAAUCUGUUACUACAAUAAUGUAAUUUCAAACAGGUGGCUGUCAGUUAGACUUGAGUUUCUUGGCAACUUAAUGGUGUUUUUUGUUGCACUGCUUGCUGUGCUGGCUGGCACGUCUAUAGAUUCAGCAAUGGUUGGUUUGUCUAUAUCCUAUGCCCUAAAUAUUACUCAUUCUCUGAAUUUCUGGGUAAGAAAAACAUGUGAAAUUGAAACCAAUGCAGUUUCCAUUGAAAGAGUUUGUGAAUAUGAAAAUAUUGAUAAAGAG
Messenger RNA from Carlito syrichta (Philippine tarsier), 3087 nucleotides. Its product is annotated as multidrug resistance-associated protein 1-like. Gene Ontology annotation, biological process: transmembrane transport. The annotation marks the transcript as partial. The record is from RefSeq and is a predicted model, not a curated record. The transcript is spliced from 23 exons. Gene Ontology annotation, cellular component: membrane. NCBI's taxonomy places the organism in Eukaryota, Metazoa, Chordata, Mammalia, Primates, Tarsiidae. Gene Ontology annotation, molecular function: ABC-type transporter activity; ATP binding; ATP hydrolysis activity.